AUGUCGAACGAGCAGCUACUGGAGUUCGCGUGGGGGCUAGCUGGCAGCGGCUACGCGUUCAUGUGGAACAUCCGGCCAGACCUUGUGAAGGGUGACACCGCCGUGCUGCCGCCGGAGUUCUUGUCCUCCGUGAAGGACCGGGCCAUGCUAACGACAUGGUGCCCGCAGGAAGCUGUGCUGGCGCAUGAGGCGGUGGGGCUGUUCCUCACGCACUCCGGGUGGAACUCGACUCUAGAGAGCAUCAGCGCGGGGGUGCCGAUGCUCAGCUGGCCCUUCUUCGCGGAGCAGCAGACCAACUGCCGGUACGUGCGUACAGAGUGGGGCGUCGGGAUGGAGAUCGGUGGCGAGGUGAGACGCGCAGAGCUGGCAGAGAUGAUAAGAGAGGCCAUGGGCGGGGACAAGGGGAAGGAGAUGCACCGGCGUGCCGCGGACUGGAAGGAGAAGGCCAUUCGAGCGACAAUGUUGGGUGGGUCUGCGGAAACCAAUCUGGACAUUAUUGUCAAUGAGGUGCUGCUCCGCAACCGCAAGUCCACAACAUAG
This is a messenger RNA of Miscanthus lutarioriparius, 540 nucleotides long. NCBI's taxonomy places the organism in Eukaryota, Viridiplantae, Streptophyta, Magnoliopsida, Poales, Poaceae. The record is from the annotation of a GenBank genome assembly.